GGAGCAGAGAAGGAAAAAAAAAAAUCCUAACGAAACUGCCAGUACGCGCCACCUUCUCAAAGUAGGACUGGGCUGUAAAGGAUUAAGCAAAUCAUCCCAAAGAACGGCAAUGGGUAGCGACAGCUCAAAAGUAAUCGUAAGAACUAAUCUUGAAAACCUGAAGGAUGCAAUGAAGCAGGGAAAUCUUCCAGACCUUGCAUCUCAAAUUCACCAAGAACUGGAUUUGCUAGAAGGCACCACCGUUGACGUUGCUGUCACAGGGGUAUCGGGAGCUGGUAAAUCGUCUUUCGUGAACGCUGUGCGUGGCAUGGCAGACUCUGAAGAGGGCGCAGCUGCCACUGGGGUGAAACAAACAACCAUGGAGCCAAAGGCAUAUCAGCAUCCCACAUUCCCAAAUGUAACAGUGUGGGAUCUACCAGGAAUUGGGACACACGAAUUUAAAGCCAACGAAUACCUGAAAAAGAUUAAUUUCGGCAGGUACGAUUUCUUCAUCAUUGUCGCUGCAGAACGCUUCUUUGAGAAUGAUGAAAUGCUGGCCCGUGAAAUUCAGCGGCUAAAGAAGCAUUUUUAUUUUGUGCGCACCAAAGUGGAUAGCAGCCUAGAGGCGGAAAGAAGGAAACCAGACUUCAGUGAGGAAAAGACCCUUCAAGAGAUACGGGAAUACUGCUGUGAGAAUUUGACCAAAGCAGGAGAAUCUGCUCCAAGGAUUUUUCUCAUCUCCAGUUGGCACCUGGAUAAGUAUGAUUUCCCUGUCCUGCAAGUGACCUUGCUGAAUGAUCUGAAUGAAAUGAAGAGACAUGCUUUAAUCCUGGCUCUGCCAUCAUUCUCGAAAGAAAUCCUGCAAAAGAAAAAGGCUGCCAUGGAGGACAUCAUAUGGCGACAAGCUAUUGUGUCCGCUUGUGUUGAAGCUUUUCCUGUGCCACACACACCUUUGUUAUGUAAUUUUCUUAUCGUGAUAAAAACGCUAAGGCACUUCUACAAGGUUUUUGGCUUGGAUGAUGAUUCCCUCCAUCGGCUUGCAAAGUGGGUUGGCAAACCUGUUGAAGUAUUGAGAUCUGCUAUCCAGAAGUCCCCAGUGCCCAGUGAGAUCACUGAAGAAUUUACAAUCAGCCUUUUGUGCGAGUUUCUGGCUUUGCAUAUGACAGUAGAUGCAGUGAUUUCAUAUUUGGAACCAAGCAUGGUCGAUCUCCCUGAUGGAGGACAAUGUUUUAAAACCCUGUUCUUUCUGCUGAAGUUCUUCCUGAAUGAUAUUGUGGAAGAUGCUGGGAACGUCUGGGCAAAAGCUGCAGAGCAUUAAGAGUCCCAGGUAAAAGACAAAUACAACAAUCUGGAAACACAUCAAAGUGCAUGAAUGAUUGUCAGCUAGCUGCCAUAGAAGGCUGGGAGGCAGUUGUCCCCCCUCUUCUCCCCUGGCAU
This is a messenger RNA of Gekko japonicus, 1416 nucleotides long. Its product is annotated as interferon-inducible GTPase 5-like. Lineage: Eukaryota; Metazoa; Chordata; Lepidosauria; Squamata; Gekkonidae. The record is from RefSeq and is a predicted model, not a curated record. Bases 110 to 1297 code for a protein of 395 amino acids. Gene Ontology annotation, cellular component: membrane. Gene Ontology annotation, molecular function: GTP binding; GTPase activity. The transcript is spliced from 2 exons.